GCCGUGCAGCACACCGCCUGCCAGGGCCUGCUGGACGAGCUGCGCCUCGCCGGCUCCCAGACGCUGCGGGCCCUCGCCACGGGGCAGCAGAUUCUGGGCGGCGCGCAGCUGCCGAUGACGGACGAGGCCCUGCGCAUGGUCCUGCGCGACCGCCGGCACGCGUUGAAGGCGCAGUGGGACGAGCGGGCAGUGGGCGACGAGGCGGUGCGCAAGGAGUACUGGCAGGAGUUGAAGGAGGCGCUCGCCCGCGAGGAGCAGCAGGUGCGCACGCAGAACUCCCGGCUGGCGGACCAGAAGCUGAUGGAGAUGCUGAAGGGCUGGCAGGAGUGGCUGGACGACGAUGCUGGCGCCCUUGCG
Molecule: messenger RNA, 357 nt
Organism: Prorocentrum cordatum
Lineage: Eukaryota; Dinophyceae; Prorocentrales; Prorocentraceae
Source: the annotation of a GenBank genome assembly